AUGGCUUCAAACCGCAUAAUCGUGUUUUCGGCAGUCGCUGCGGUCGUUGUCGGUCUGGGGAUUUGGCAUUGGCGAGAUGAAAUUGUGCCGACUUUACAGAAGAGCAACAAGUCCAAGUUCAAGCCUGGAAAGGAUGGACGUUACACCAUCUCGGCCAAGGGAAUCAAGGCCCAGUUCAUCCCCUACGGCGCAACACUUACCAACCUGUACGUCAAGGAUAAGCAGGGAAACGACGUCGACGUCGUUCUGGGAUACGAUGACGUUGAUUUCUACCCCCUCAUGCUCACCCAGCACACCUACUUCAACCUUGAGGCCUACCGCAACCCUUCCACCGACGAUAUCUGGUCCCACACGCUGCAUAUGCCCUACGCCAAGCGCUUCCUCCCGAUUGACUCCUUCGGCCUCCCCACCGGCGCCAUCGCUGCCGUGACCCCAGGCCACAUUAUGGAUUUUGCCUCUGAGCCUGACCUCCCCUUUGGCCGCGCCCGCGACACCCCCGAAUUUGCCACCAACGCCGGCACGGAGGGUUACAACCACUUCUGGCUGUUCGACGACGUCCCCUCGCCCGAGACGGUCGUCCUCACACUCGCGAGUCCCUGGAACGGCAUCAAGGCUGACCUGAGAACGGACCAGCGCGGCGUGCAGAUCUACUCUACGGGGUGGAGUGACGGAUCGGCUGGGCUGAAGAGCACGCAGGGAACAGACGAGGUGAAGACCAUGGGGCGCAGCUCGGCCGUGGCCAUUGAGCCGCACGACUUGGUGGACGGUGUCAACAACCCGCAAUGGGGACGCGCCGACGCGCAGAUUACCGGGCCGGGAGAGACGUACACGUGGGAGGCGUCGUGGGAAUUCGGUCUGCUAGACAUCCGUCAUGCCUUUGGAAAACCUUCGCUGCUGGAUGUCCACGCCCGAGGACUUGAAGUCUCCGGGAUGUGCCGUUUCGUCUCUUUGUCUUCUUCCGCAAUCUUUGAGCAGCAUGCCACUGCUGGGCGUGUUGAUAAACCCUUUGAAGACUGUUUUGGCUCCGGAAGUCCGAGCAUUUUGGUCGCAGGCUCUCGUAUCAGUUCUGGAGCCCAUCAUUUGCCCGAAGCCUCAAUGCUCGGACUCCCAGAGCCCGAUAGUCAGCUCAAGCUCGAGGCCGACCCCUCACGUUGA
Molecule: messenger RNA, 1155 nt
Organism: Verticillium dahliae VdLs.17
Lineage: Eukaryota; Fungi; Ascomycota; Sordariomycetes; Glomerellales; Plectosphaerellaceae
Product: aldose 1-epimerase
Exons: 8
Coding region: 1-1155 (384 amino acids)
Biological process (GO): beta-D-galactose catabolic process via UDP-galactose, Leloir pathway; glucose metabolic process
Molecular function (GO): carbohydrate binding; aldose 1-epimerase activity
Source: RefSeq, a predicted model, not a curated record